Molecule: messenger RNA, 2789 nt
Organism: Arachis ipaensis
Lineage: Eukaryota; Viridiplantae; Streptophyta; Magnoliopsida; Fabales; Fabaceae
Product: SMAD/FHA domain-containing protein
Molecular function (GO): protein binding
Source: RefSeq, a predicted model, not a curated record
AUGGCUAUGCCUCCCCCACCUCCCAGAAUCCCUAAUCCCUCUUCUUCUUCUUCUUCUUCUUCUUCUUCUUCUGAUGAGAAGAGCGUGCCAGAAACCGCAAUAUCAGAACCGCCACCAACUACUACUACUACUUCAACCGAUUCAGCAGCCAUGCCUCCUCCUCGAAUUCCAGAACCACCUUCUUCUUCCAAUUCAGACGAUUCAACUGAACCUCGACCACCACAACAACCGCCUCAGCCGCCAAAGCCAUCGUCUUCUUCUUCUUCUUCUCAGGGCAUACCGAUUCCCUACAAGAUCCCUCCAUGGAGCUCUGCUCCCUGCCACGAGUUCUGCCUCGAGGUCCUCAAAGAUGGCGCCAUCAUCGACAAAUACGACGUGCAUGAGAAGGGGGCGUAUAUGUUUGGGAGAUUGGACCUCUGUGAUUUUGUACUGGAGCAUCCCACCAUUUCGCGGUUUCAUGCAGUUCUACAAUUCAAGAGAAAUGGUGAUGCAUAUCUGUAUGAUCUUGGGAGUACACACGGUACUUUUUUGAACAAGAAUCAGGUGGAGAAAAACACAUAUGUUGACUUGCAUGUUGGUGAUGUCAUUCGAUUUGGCCAGUCAUCUCGCCUGUUCAUUUUUCAAGGGCCGUCUGAGUUGAUGCCUCCAGAAAUCAACAAAAAAUUCAUUCGAGAAAUGAAAAUGCGCGAAGUAAUGCUAGACAAGGAAGCUUCACUCCAACGAGCAAGGCUGGAAGCAUCUCUCUCUGAUGGUGUAUCAUGGGGCAUGGGUGAGGAUGCUAUUGAGGAAGAGGAGGACGAUGUGGAUGAAGUGACUUGGCAGUCAUAUAAAGGACAGCUCACAGAAAAACAGGAAAAAACACGUGAGAAGAUACUAAAAAGGAUGGAAAAGAUUUCAAACAUGAAGAAAGAAAUCAACUCUAUACGAGUUAAAGACAUUUCUCAGGGUGGGCUGACUCAAGGCCAACAGACUCAAAUUGCUAGGAAUGAGCAAAGAAUAACACAGGUAUUGGAAGAACUUGAAAACUUGGAAGAGACACUGAAUGACAGUAUACGAGAAAGCAUAGGUGCUCGUACAGGAAAAAUAUCUCGUGGAAAGAAGAAAGGUGUUGUGGAAGAUGAAGAUGAAUAUCUCAGCGACGGUGACGAUGAAUUUUUUGACCGCACAAAGAAAACGUCUUCUCGCCAGAAGCCUGGUGACAACCAAUCUAUUGAGACUGCUGAUACUCUUCUGGAUAAAAAAGAUGCCAUUAUCCAGGAGAUGAAUGAGAAGAAAGAGUUGCUUAUAAUUGAAAAGAAUAAAAUGUCAUCAGAGUCUGCCAAACAAGAUGAAGUUGAUGAUUCCCUUGAUGCUUACAUGUCUGGACUUUCAUCCCAACUUGUUCAAGACAAAAGUGUGCAGCUUGAGAAGGAAUUGUCAACUCUUCAGUCCGAGUUGGAUAGGAUUUGCUACUUAUUGAAGAUUGCUGACCCAACAGGCGAAGCUGUCAAGAAAAGGGAGUUGAAAGCACAAGAACCCAAAUCAAACAAAUCUCAGGAAGUUGCCUCUAACAUAAAAAAGAAACCACAAGCAAAAACCCAGAAAAUCAGUGAACCUUGUAUUAAGGUCGAUAACAAGAAACCACUUGUGGAAACCCAGAAAAUCAGUGACACUUGUGCAAAGGCAGAUAACUCCAUACAAGAAGGGAAACCUGGAGAUGCAACUAUGGAUUUGGACAAGUCAGAACCUGGAAGUGACAAAGUGGAGGGUGAGAAUGUUGUAUACACGGUUCCAAAGCCCCAGUGGCUUGGGGCUGUAGAGGACAGGGUUACAGAUGAUAACCAACAACCAAUAGCCCCUUUGCAUGAUACGGACGAGUCCAACCAGUUCGUUGACUACAAGGACAGGAACAAAAUUUUGGGUUCAGGUGAUGAUGCAAAGACUAGAGAAUCUAAUAUUCAGUCUGCUGCUCCUGGUCUGAUUUUAAGGAAAAGAAAACAAGUUGAGAUGACGGGUGCAAAUAGUAAUGAUGUCACUCGGCAAUCGACUUCUGCUCCUGUGGGUGAAAAAAUGGCUGAGGAUGCUGUGGCUUUAUUAUUAAAGCACAAAAGGGGAUUGUAUGCAACUGAUGAUGUGGAAAACCAAGAUGAGGAGAAGAGGAAGCCUAAAAGAGUGCUUGGGCCUGAGAAACCAUCAUUUUUGAACGAUCAGACAGAUGACACAUGGGUUCCCCCUGAAGGACAAUCAGGUGAUGGACGAACUUCUUUGAAUGACAAAUAUGGCUACUGAGCAGAUUUGUGCAUAACGUUGCCGAUUUCGAGAAAUAAUGGAUAUCGAUGGAGGAUUCGGAAGAACCUGGUAAGAGUCAUUGAACCUGCAGAGUUGGUUGGACAACUCAUUGACCUGCGUCCUUUUAUCAACUGGAAGUGGAAGGAUGACGAUGAGGUUACUUGGUGUUUAAGUUACAACAGUAGUGUAUUUAGUAGACAUGGCAAGUUAAGAUGCACUUUACCAUUAGUACAGCCACAGGAUAUCAGAAUGCUACUAACAAGUGACUUUCUUUCUUUUUUUUUUUUUAAGUAUAGAAUGGAGUCAUUUGGAAAACAAUUUUGUUGCUGCCACUGUAAAGGUUUAUUUGAAGUAGGUGUGUGGUGUUAAGAGGAUUAAUGGAGGGCUCCAUUGUGAUAGGGAAAUGACAUUUCAAUAUUUCAUCAUGUUAAAGGUGGUUUACAAAUGUAGAUGCUUAUGAAAAAUCUUCAUUGUUUUCCCAUAUCCAUGAAGAUGUUUAUUUAAGGAAGGAAAGAUUAGUA